AUGACAAAAGACGGCGAAAACAGUGCCAGUGAUGUGGUUGAAUCUGAUGAAAACAAUGCCGGUGUGGUAGCAAGGGACAGUGAAAAAAAUGUUAUUGAGACAGACAGUGUACGAUCUCGAAAACGAAAAAGAAAACGAUCUCCGUAUACAUCCGAAUCGGAACUUGAAUCUGAUGAUUCUGCGCGCACAAAAAAUAAACGGAGAGAACGUAGGUCAAGGCUGGAGGAAGAGAAUCUACGACUGAUUGCUUUGCUUACUCGACGAGAACGGGCACCGAUGGACCUCGUUAAAUUCGAUCCAAAAACGACGGACGCCACUGGCUGGGCGAAGAUGGUUGAUGAAUGGAUUCGACGUUACAAACCGGACGAUUGGGAAGUCGUCCAGCAUCUGGCUAAAGCGUUCAAGGACGAAGCAGCUCAGUGGUUCACCGGUAUGGACCCUUCUGGAAAACGCUGGACUGAAAUUCGUGCUGAAUUUAUGAGCGCGUAUGCAAAGAACAAAAACGCCGCUUCAGAACUCCAUUCGAUUUGGACCGACGACGCCGAGUUCACGCUCGAGAAUUUCAUGAAGAGGGGGAGGAAGAUCAAAGCGUGGCUCAAGGAACGGAAAUCGGUGGACGAGACCGCUACCCAACUGACUGGAUUGUCGUACUCGUUCCGGAACCGAUUUGUGCAAAAUAUUUUCGUACGCGAAUCACCUCGCAACCUACAAGAGGCAAUGUCGUACCUCGAUGGAAGAACGACCGAUCACCAUCGACCGCGUGCAUCCUUCGGAGCCCCUGGUCCACACACUAGGACUCCGACGCCGCGAGAUGGGAAGUCGCACCGUUCGGAUAUCGAGUGCUACAGUUGCGGAAGGAAGGGACAUCGUCAGGCCGAUUGCAGAUCAUCCUCGAAGUCACACAGCAGCAAGUCACGGGACGGCAAGGGCGCGUAUUUCAAGAAGGCGUUGACCUGUUACAACUGCAAGGAAGAGGGUCACAUCUCCACGAACUGUCCAAAGAAGGAAGAGAAAAUCACUGCUCGUUGGUAA
Neodiprion virginianus is the source of this 1032-nucleotide messenger RNA. RefSeq lists its product as uncharacterized. Gene Ontology annotation, molecular function: nucleic acid binding; zinc ion binding. The coding region runs from base 1 to 1032 and encodes 343 amino acids. The transcript is spliced from 2 exons. The record is from RefSeq and is a predicted model, not a curated record. Lineage: Eukaryota; Metazoa; Arthropoda; Insecta; Hymenoptera; Diprionidae.